AUGAGAUUUCUUGAUCCCUUGCAAGCGUACCGAUGUGCUGUUGGCAACAUGUACAUCCAGAUGGCCUUUGCUGUGUGCAUGACUUAUCUAAUCAUUAGAGGUGAUUUCGAUUUAGACAGCCAUAAUCAUUCUAUUCUUUAUACAUUGUGUUCUCACUAUCUAUGCUAUGGCAUUGAUUUCGUUCGAAUGAUCUAAAAGAAAGCUUUCCAUGGCUCAGGCCGUAGACUUGCUUAUCCUUUGGGCUUUAUAAAUGCUGCUCUUUAUCAAUUAGCCAUAUACUAUGCUUAAGCUUAGUACUUUAGAAACUAUCAGACGCUUAAAGCAGGAUAUCAACUAAAAGAUUAGAAAGCAAUGAGCACUAAACCUGAUGAUGACCCUCAAAUCUGUGGAAUGAGUUAUAGCUGGAUGCAUGUUCCUCAAGAAGGGGAGACUUUAUCUAAUUUUGAAAAGAUAUAGGCUAACAUCAAUGCUAGUGAGUGGUUGCUGCUUGAGAUAACUUUCUAUUACAUAUCAGUUUUUCUCACCAUUAUUUUCUUAUUCACUUAGCAUCUAUUUAAGGUACAGCCUACCCAUUAGGAUGAUGAUGAAAUGAAAGUUUUUGGGAUGUGUGAAGGUGGUUUAGGCAAUGAGACAGUCCAAUAUGUUGAUGCUCAAAAGAACUUAACAAAGAAUUCCAGCAUUAAAGAUCAAGAUAUUCUCUCUGUUUAUCAUUUUUUACUUUAAGAGUAGCUGGUCCUUGGCACAGUAUUUCUUGAAUCUAUCUUUGUGAUUGUAUUUGUUUACUUUAAAUCAGGAGAUGAAGAGGUUAUAUCUGAUUUCUAGUACUCAAUUUGGAUUAGAGCUAGUUUAAAUUUCAUUGGCUAUGUGCUUAUCACAGUAUAUGCUUUUAGUAGAUUUAGAAUGAAAAAGAUACUCAUCUAUUUUUUAAGGGCUAAUUUCUUCUUGCAAAUCAUGGUAUUUAUAUUCAUGAUUGUUUAGCUCUUUGUGGUUGAAGAAUCACAUUAUAAGAGAUUUUUUGAAUACUGGAUUUUAAUCUUGAUUUGUAUGGAGUUCAGCUAUUUAUUGACAUCACUUUUCCAAUUCAUUAUUGUUAAGGUUAGAGAUUCAAAUUAUAUGGAUAUUGAGAAGCGUAAGUCCUAAAAGCUACUUGAGUCUCAUCAGCUAAGAGAAGAUACCUUAAAAGAAGGUGAUGAAGAUGAUUACAUUGAGUUUGACGAAGACUUUUACUCAGUCACUUUUGUUUCACUAUACAAAAAGAGUCUUUAAAAAACUGAAAAACUUUUGGCAUCUCAGGAUAGUAUAAAUGAAGAUCCAUAUGAAAAUCCUGUAAAGACUGUAGCAUAGAAAAAUCUUGAAAAUAUGAAAGCAGUUCCUCCUGUAACAGAGAUAGAAAUAGCUAAAUGCAUUAGCAAUUGUGUGUUCAUAUUUGUAAUUCAAAUGGGUGUGAUGGGUCUACUGUAUUGGGAGGAGAUUGAUUCAAAGUUUGAAGUAUACACUGGUAAUUUCUAAAUGUUUUUAGCUAGAAUACUCUGUGCUAUUCUGCUACAUAUGUAAAUGGAAGGUGAAAUCAGAAGAUCAAUGACGAUGUUUAACUGUGCUAGACACAAUAUACCCUCUAAGAAUUAGAACAAUAGAUUCCCAAUGUUUAUGGUUGCUUUACUAUAAUUCUCAGCUGCAAUUGUCGUUGAGCUAUUUAAUAUUUACCUAAUUUGCCAACAGAAUAAGAUUGAAAGCAUCGUACUUAACUAUAUUGCUCUUGGCUUUAUUGCUGAGAUCGAUAACCUUUAUGCAAAGACUUUGUAUAAAAACAAAAUUAAGGAGUCUAUAUGCAAUGGAGAUGUUAAGAUCAUAAUUGAUAAGUAACACAAUAAGUAUUUUGAUGUGAUUAGAUGGUAUUAUCCUUCAACAUUUAUCUAUAGAAUUAUGGAGAUAUUCUAUGGGUCCUACUAUUACUAUUUCAUGCCAUUUACAAUUAUCAUUCUAAAUACAGUUUAUGGCUCUAUUUGCAAGCCAGAUCCAUCUGAGGACUGA
Messenger RNA from Stylonychia lemnae, 2031 nucleotides. The record is from the annotation of a GenBank genome assembly. NCBI's taxonomy places the organism in Eukaryota, Ciliophora, Spirotrichea, Sporadotrichida, Oxytrichidae.